CUAGGGAAUGGAUCUGCUCAGCAUCAAGAUUUGGAGACCUGCCAGUCGCCCGAGUGGCCUGUCUCCCUCUUCACCCCAUACGAGUGACGGACUUGGUAAGAGACAAGAGGUCUCGCAGCUGUUAGAAAUACCAUUCUUGCCCCUCGCACUAUGAGAAUCGACUGUCAGUAAAUCUUCUCUUUCAACACACCCGACAUCGUUUUUUCUUGCACAAUUUUCUCUCCCUCAAACAUCUCCCUCAAACAUGAAAUCAUUAUCCACCCUCGCGCUUCUCGCUCUUCUCACCAGCGCUCUAGCUGGUGCAUCUACAGAGCUUCCAAGUUGCGUUACAACCAAGACGCUUCCCCCCAUCACCAUAUACUCUUGUCCUGGGGACAGUGAGCCAACAAAGGUUGUCUUCGCACCUGUACAAUCUUCGAACUCUGUCCCCAAGCCCGGGGCCCCCGGCUCUUCUGGUGCUCCCAAUGUUCCCGGUGUCCUUGGUGCUCCUGGUGCUCCAGGACAACACGAUGGCCCUGAAGAACCCAACACCACCCAGAACAAUGGCAACAUCCCCAAUCCUCAGCAGCCCAGCGCCCCUGAGAGUGCUGGCUCUGGUCCCAGCCUCGGUUCUGAGUCUGGCUCUAGCCCUAACUCGAACCCUGGCCAACCUGUCGGCACUGCCGAGCCCAGCACCACUGGGUCUGGCGUUGUGCCCAGCAGCCCCGAGACACCAAGUGUCAUCGCUGUUGCCGGCGCGCCCACCGUUCAGCUCGAUAUUCUCCUAUUCAGCGCUGCCGCACUUGCCGCCUUCGCAAUGGUUUGGGUCUAAGGAUAUAAGGUUGGAACCAACUGGUGAUGAACGGUAGCUGGUGUUGGUAGCUCGAAUUAUCACUCACACUUUUUCUUGAAUCUUGUUUGGUGGACGAAACUAGUUCGUAUGUCGCUUAGAUAGGUUUAAUGCAGUGUUUCUUAUCGUCCUCAGGACAAGUGGGCGGAGCCAACAGUAAAUGGCGGAUCUUUGAUGUCAG
Ilyonectria robusta is the source of this 1010-nucleotide messenger RNA. RefSeq lists its product as uncharacterized. The coding region runs from base 245 to 811 and encodes 188 amino acids. The record is from RefSeq and is a predicted model, not a curated record. Lineage: Eukaryota; Fungi; Ascomycota; Sordariomycetes; Hypocreales; Nectriaceae. The transcript has a single exon.